Molecule: messenger RNA, 648 nt
Organism: Panicum hallii
Lineage: Eukaryota; Viridiplantae; Streptophyta; Magnoliopsida; Poales; Poaceae
Product: putative germin-like protein 2-2
Exons: 2
Coding region: 1-648 (215 amino acids)
Cellular component (GO): cell wall
Molecular function (GO): manganese ion binding
Source: RefSeq, a predicted model, not a curated record
AUGGCCAGCCGACUGUCCCUGCUUGUUCUGUUGGCUACGACAUGCUGUUGUGCCAUCGCUUCAGAUCCGAGCCUUCUCCAAGACUUCUGUGUUGCAGACAAGAUGUCUCAAGUGAGUGUUAAUGGUUUUACCUGCAAAGAUGCAAAAGAAGUGGUUGCCGAAGACUUCUUCUUCUCUGGCCUUCAUGUGGCUGCCAAUACCAGUAACAAGCAGGGAUCGGGCGUGACAGCAGCCAAUGUUAUGCAGAUCCCUGGCUUGAACACGAUGGGAGUCUCUAUGGUCCGCAUAGACUAUGCCCCAAAAGGCCAAAACCCACCUCACACUCACCCUCGUGCCACUGAAAUACUAGCAGUUCUUGAGGGCUCACUAUAUGUUGGCUUUGUUACAUCGAAUCCGGACAACACAUUGAUCUCCAAGGUUCUGAACAAGGGUGAUGUUUUUGUGUUCCCAAAGGGUCUUCUCCAUUUUCAGUACAACUAUGGGACAGAAAAUGCCAUAGCUCUUGCAGCCUUGAGCAGCCAAAACCCUGGGGUAAUCACUAUUGCCAACACAGUAUUUGGAUCAGAACCAUCCAUAUCUGAUGGUAUCCUUGCCAAGGCCUUCCAGGUGGAUAAAAAGACGGUUAACUGUAUCCAAGCUCAGUUCUAA